Messenger RNA from Nymphaea colorata (pocket water lily), 2868 nucleotides. RefSeq names its product serine carboxypeptidase-like 40. Gene Ontology annotation, molecular function: serine-type carboxypeptidase activity. The record is from RefSeq and is a predicted model, not a curated record. NCBI's taxonomy places the organism in Eukaryota, Viridiplantae, Streptophyta, Magnoliopsida, Nymphaeales, Nymphaeaceae. The transcript has 14 exons. Gene Ontology annotation, cellular component: vacuole. Gene Ontology annotation, biological process: proteolysis.
AUGGAUGGUAGUCUCCUUUUCUUGAGGUCAUUGUUGGUUUUGGCUUCUCUGUUGGUGGGCACAAGCCAAGGAAGGCAGACAGAUGCUCUCAACCGGCUUAGGAUGGCCAGGGGGGAAGGAAAGAUCGAUACAAGAAGUUGGCGUGUUGAUACAGACUCAAAAUUUGAUAAGUUUGAAAAAGUUUUUUCCGAGAAGAAGGUUUAUUCCCAAGAAGGCUUGAAGGAAAAGGACAAGAUAAAGAGAUUGCCAGGACAACCGGAUGUGGAUUUUGAGCAGUAUGCUGGGUAUGUUACAGUUGACGAAGAAGCAGGGAGGGCCUUCUUCUACUACUUUGUGGAAGCUGUUAGCUUCAAGAGUCAUUCAAAUCCCCUUCUCCUUUGGCUUAAUGGAGGUCCUGGAUGCUCAUCUCUUGGUUUUGGCGCCUUGGAGGAACUGGGGCCGUUCAGAGUUGCUAGUGAUGGUCGAUCUCUUUACAGAAACAAGUAUGCCUGGAAUAAUGUGGCGAAUGUUCUGUUCGUGGAGUCACCAGCAGGAGUGGGCUUCUCUUACUCAAACACCACGAGUGAUUAUUCUUACAGUGGUGAUCAACAUACAGCGUUGGAUAACUAUGCUUUCCUUGUGAAUUGGUUGGAAAGGUUUCCAGAGUACAAGGAGAGGGAUUUCUACAUUGCAGGAGAGAGCUACGCCGGGCAUUAUGUGCCUCAACUUGCUCAUACCAUCCUCCAGAAUAACAAGUGGUCCGAGAGAACCAUUACCAUCAACCUCAAGGGCGUCACUAUUGGCAAUGGCGUGCUUAACGACUUGACGGACGACAAAGGGAUGUAUGACUACUUCUGGACUCAUGCAUUAAUCUCCGAUGAGACCAUAGACUCGAUCCGCAAGACCUGUUAUCCCCCCCUCACUACUCAACAAUACGACGAUUGCAACAACGCUCAGUGGGCAGCAUGGAAUCUCAUAGAUUCCCUCGACGUAUACAACAUCUAUGCUCCACUCUGCCACAUCAAUUCCACAAAGAAUUCAGGAGUAUGUUCUGACUUUUGGUUUGGGUAGACAAACUUUGAUCCUUGCUCAGACUUCUACGUGGAGAAGUAUCUGAAUCUACCAGAGGUGCAAGAAGCCUUUCAUGCAAAUGUAACAGGCAUCAACUGGCCUUGGGUUGCUUGCAGCGAUGCGAUCACGCGAUGGACUGACAGUGCAGAUACGGUCCUACCUCUUCUUAGAGAAUUCAUGGACAAUGGGCUUAGAGUAUGGGUCUUCAGUGGGGACACAGAUGGUAGAGUGCCUGUCACAUCCACAAGAUAUUCUCUCGCGGAGCUCAAGUUGCCAGUCGCAACCAGGUGGCAUCCUUGGUUCUUCAAUCAAGAGGUUGGAGGAUACACAUUGGCGUACAAGGGGAAUCUAACGUUUGCGACAAUCAGGGGAGCAGGACAUGAAGUUCCCAGUUACCAGCCAGGGAGAGCUCUCUCUUACAUCACACAUUUCCUUCGAGGGAAACCCCUUGAGCGCCACCCCAGGCAAAAACCAACACACCAUAGUUCCUCUCCAUUCGGUGUGGCAGCAAUGGGGAAAGCCAUGGAUGGUAGUCUCGUUUCCUUGUGCUUCUUGUUGACUUUGGCCUCUCUGUUGCUGGAUGGAAGCCAGGGGAGGCAGACAGAUGCUCUGAACCGACUCAUGAAGGCCAAGAGAGAAGGAAAGGUUGGUACUAGCAGUUGGGGAGUCGACAUGGACGCCAAAAUUCAUCAGCUUAACGAAGUUCUUUCUGAAAAGAAGGUUUACUCGCAAGAAGGGUUGAAGGAGAAGGACAGGGUGAAGAGGUUGCCAGGGCAACCGGAUGUGGAUUUUGAGCAGUAUGCUGGCUAUGUUACAGUUGAUCAAAAGGCAGGGAGGGCCUUCUUCUACUACUUUGUGGAAGCUGUUGGCUUCAAAAGUCGGUCUAAACCCCUCCUCCUUUGGCUUAAUGGAGGCCCUGGAUGCUCCUCUCUCGGUUAUGGCGCCAUGGAGGAACUGGGACCGUUCAGAGUUGCUAACGAUGGCCGAACUCUUUACAGGAACAAGUAUGCCUGGAACAAUGUGGCGAACGUUCUGUUCUUGGAGUCGCCAGCAGGAGUGGGCUUCUCUUACUCAAAUACAUCUAUAGAUUAUACCACGAAUGGAGAUCAACAUACAGCACUGGAUAAUUACGCUUUCCUUGUAAACUGGUUGGAAAGGUUCCCGGAAUACAAGGAGAGGGACUUCUAUAUUGCAGGAGAGAGCUACGCCGGGCAUUAUGUGCCUCAACUGGCCGAUACCAUCCUCCGAAACAACAAGCGUCCCAACAGAACCAUCACCAUCAACCUCAAAGGAAUCACUAUUGGCAAUGGAGUGCUAAACGAAUUGGCAGAUGACAAAGGCAUGUAUGACUACUUCUGGACUCAUGCAUUGAUCUCGGACGAGAUCAUAGACACCAUUAACAAGAACUGCUACCCUUCUCUCACCACUCAGCAAACUGACCUCUGCCAAGAAGCACAAAAUGCAGCAUGGGGCCUUGUACAAGCCGUUGAUGUGUACAACAUCUACGCUCCGCAGUGCCAUAGUCCUUCCCAAUCUAGAAAGAAAUACUCCUUGGCAAAUUUUGAUCCUUGCUCGGACGACUACAUCUACAACUACUUGAACCUGCCAGAAGUUCAAGAAGCACUUCAUGCAAACGUGACAGGUCUCGAGUGGCCGUGGGCUUCCUGCAGCUCGAUAAUUGGCUGGAGUGAUAGUUCGGAUACGCUGCCGCUUUUUACAGGAUUCAUCAAAAGCGGCCUCAGGGUUUGGAUCUACAGGCAAGAUGUUUCACUUCUUAAUUGUGCAGAUCUCGUGAUCUACAUUUCACCAACGUGUUGA